UAUAAAUUUAAACACUACUGGAGAAGAAGAAGAAGAAGAAGAAGAAGAAGAAGAAGAAGAAGAAGAAGAGUUAUCAUGUCAACAUCUUGCCCAGCUCGCCUCACUAUCUGGCGUAAGUCCUUACUCUUCCAUGGUAAUGGCUACGCUGUGUUUAAUAACUUGGACGGUAGGCUGGUCUUUCGAGUUGACAACUAUGCCUGUGAUUGGAGGGAGGAGACCUUCCUCAUGGAUUCAUCUGGGAAUGUCCUCUUCACCAUCCGACGCCGCAGAAAGAAACUUGGCAUCUCAGGGAGUUGGGAAGCAUUUAGGGGUGAUAAAGAAGAGAGAUUUGGCGGUCGCGAAAAUCAAAAGCCCCUAAUCAAGGUCACCAAGGUUCUGGGGAACCCUAGUUGCAAGAUUACAGUAGCAGCAGGAGACGAGUACCAUAUGGAAUGGUCGCCCAACCAGGGAUGGUCUAAGAUUUACCGAUCAACUACGGGUCUCAUUUCGCCCGUCGCAGAGCAGGUUACAAGGAAGUGCAAUGCAGCCUCAGAGUCCUUUCUUGGGAAAGAUGUGCUUACCCUCACCGUCCAACCGGGAGUCGAUCAAGCUUUGAUAAUGGCUAUGGUUAUGAUCAAUGACGCCAUGAGAUGAGAUGAUGAAUUUCUUGUAGGACGACAAACUUUCAUUUUUGACAGCCAGUUCAGUUAAAUUGAUCACUAAUUUGUUCUGGUGAUCACUAAAUUGAUCACUAAUUUGAUAUAUGAAUAUAUCAUAGAGAGAGAGAACGAGCGCAGUGAUGA
Nelumbo nucifera (sacred lotus) is the source of this 782-nucleotide messenger RNA. Its product is annotated as protein LURP-one-related 12-like. NCBI's taxonomy places the organism in Eukaryota, Viridiplantae, Streptophyta, Magnoliopsida, Proteales, Nelumbonaceae. The record is from RefSeq and is a predicted model, not a curated record.